Messenger RNA from Pocillopora meandrina, 3153 nucleotides. NCBI's taxonomy places the organism in Eukaryota, Metazoa, Cnidaria, Anthozoa, Scleractinia, Pocilloporidae. The record is from the annotation of a GenBank genome assembly.
UAUUUUUUGAAGGGCAGAGAGAUCUCUUCAGUAGAGGGCACCAAAGUUACAGGUAAGAGACGGUGUAGCAAUUAUAAUAAUGUCACUCGUUCGAACACGUGUCAUCAUGCGGCAGAUUUAAUUCUGACAUGAAAAAUGACUCUUCCAGUGGAUAACAUGAAAUUUUGUUUUGAUAAACUUUGAUUGUUACCUAGAAUGAACAUAAAUAGUUCGAUCUUUUAACUUUUGGUAUGUAAUGUAUAAAAAUUGGAACUUUCCUUAACACAAAUGGAAAUGUGCAGUUUGCUCUGACGCGCUGAGGCAAGAUACCAAUUAUUACUUGAAGAUUUUUUUGGCAAAUUCUUUUCGAGUUUAUCAAGAAAGUAGUUUUGAAUGCCAAGUACAAUUUUUUUAAGGUUGUUUUAUUCUCUUCCCUUUGUCAAUUUGCAUAAAAAAUAGAAAUCCCUACGAUAUCGAUGGAUAAAGAAUUUAGUCCAUAAUCCUUCGCCUUGAUCGACGGACAGACAAAAUAGUUCCAGCUUUCGCGACAAAUUGGGUUUAACCAUGAGCUGAAGAGAGAAUUACAACUCUCAAGAAGUUCUAUGGACACUUACACCGACAGAAAGGUUGAAAAUUGACAUAUAGUCAACAGCACUCCCAAUACAAUGCCGAUAAGAGUCCUGGAAAUACUCAGAUAAACUGUAGUUGGUUUCAAAAUUGCUUCUAAGAAGGGGGUUCUUGAAAAGCCCACGUAAGAAUAUAAUUUCUGACUAAAGUUGUAGCAGCGUCAAAGUAUUUAAGUCGUUUGCUAUCACCUACAAAUGACUUUCUAAGGCGGCCUAGAACUAUGAUUUUGAUGACUUCAAAAUAGAGGACAUAGGCUAAAGAUGAAAGAAGGCUUUCCAGGAUGAGGAGGACCAACCCUUUCAAAGCCAAGAGCAACCAAAGAGGAAUUUCUGCCGGCACAAUCGAAACAAUUUUUUGCAGCGAGGGAUUAUGAAUUAAGAUGAAUGUCGAAAUACAGACGUAGUUUGAUGCAAAGUGAAGUUCAUUUCUUGGUUCUGGAAUAACAAGAAAAGUAUGAGUGACGAUGUGAAGAAGAAUUCAUAUCUGGAUCUUACCGGUGGAAGGGUUAACAAGGGUUGUAACAACCAAAAUUUUGGCUGAAUUCUUCAUCUGAAUCCUGUCAAAGGCAUUGGUUUGGUUAUUUCUUUCUUUUUAUCUUUUCUUUUCAUAGAUCUCAACCACAACAUUUCUGUGUAUAACACCAUCCUUAAAAAGAUGGUUAAACAGGAUUGGAUGAUACCUAGCAUGCUCAUCAUGUUAGUUGUAGUGGCAGCUACAAAUACCGAACAGUGUCAGAUUGUUUUGUUAAAUCGGUGUAAAGCAGUUUACCAAGAAGCUCUGAGAAGCAGUUAUAAAGGAGAAGAGGGUCACUGCUACAGAUUGCAAGUAUGAUAAGUCAGUUUCGUCAGCAUAUUUUGUAAGCCUAUAGUAUCGAUAUUCAUUCAUUUAAAUUCCAGCUGUUCAUUCGUUUUCUUUCUGUGUCCCUCAUCUGUUUCAUUCUAUUUUCUACAUACCAUAGUUACUUUCUGUCUUCCAAAUUUCAUGCGAAAGUCGGCGCAUACGGCAGUUAUAGUUAAAGCUCUAUUUUGAAAACUUCUAUGAAUAUUUUGUAGUCACCUACACACUAGCGCUUCUUGGAUAUGAGAAGAGGUUACCUGAGGCGCUGCAAAGUCUUUGUUUUGAUCACUUUUUCUCUCAGAAAAUGGUCACAUGUCUUGCCAGUAAUCCCAACUGUGGUGGCGAACUGAUUGAAAAGUUCCGUUAUUGGAUGGCGCAGAUGGCUAUGAUGGACAAGACUUUAAACAUCUGCAAGGAUAUUAGAUACGAAAAUCUCAGGACGGUGGUGCAGGAUACAGGUUGGUAAAAACUAUAGCAAUUGUUUUGAAUAGAUUAAUUGGUCUGUUCACCUAUCAGUUUCCGAUUGGAUGUCGUAAAACCAAACAAAAAUCUGAAAAACUCUUUAAUUUCAAAGCUAAUGUAAUUCUGGGAGGAAUCAGUUGGAGUUAAAAGUACAGCAUGUUAAGUUUUGCGUUCCGGUAAAAAAGUCUACCACCUAAUGACGAUUCAAACCUGGCAUCAUUUGUGCAAGGUCGAAACAUUUUGCCUAUUAUUGUUUUAAAUUAUUAAAAAACACUUCAACGAAACAACUUGACAUGAAUUUUGAUUGUACAUAGCCAUUGUUUCUUUUCAUUUUUCCUCUCUUGUAGAUGUCGCUAAAACCCAUCGCCAACUGGACGAUGUCGGUAAUGAGCUCAUUUGUGUUACAAAGUUUGGUAACGAAACAACUUAUUUAUGACUUUACUUUCAAUAAAGUCAGGCAGACUCCUGAUAACUCCAUGAAUUAUGUAAGGAAGCCCUUGCAGGAGUUAAGACGAGCUGGAUAAAGUUGGAAACCCUUUAGCUAACUCAUAAAAGUGUCUUCAAUUCAGGAAUAUUUGAUACACCUUGGUAAUUAAUUUAGUCAAGAGAUUAUAAUCUUUUUCCAACGCAGAAAUCGCCCCAAUGUGGGGUUUUGGUCAGUAACAAUAUUAUCCGGAAAUUUGGGUUACUUGGAAGAAGCUUUCAAUCAGAUAAGCUGUUGUGUUUAAGUGUUUCAUCAUAUGAUUGGCCCCCGAAAAAGAAAAUAAUUCAUUCAAAGCAAAAAAUGGUUCGGUGUCUGAACAAACAUCACUGCUAAGUACCAAGCAGAUUUCUGGAAUCACCUGUAAAUUCAAAAUGUAUGUAAAAAUGAUGAAAUCAGGCUAUCGAAAUGAUGAGCUCACAUAAUAUAUAUCAUUCUACCAAAGUUCACUUUCCUGACCUUUCUUAAUUUUUUCUUGCAAUCAUCUCCUUUCUUUGACAGAGUUUGAUAGUUUCGAAGAGUGUGCAGUGAGUGUCCACAAGCAGUGCGUACUGUAUUAUGUGACUUUGUUGAUGAACGAUCACAAGAUCUGUGGUGAUGCAGAGAAACUGAACAAGUGCUACGACUUAAAAAGCAAAUUUAGUGAUUGUCAAGCUAAGAUAAUUAAACAUUAUGCCAGCAUGGCUGACACGGUAGCUAAAAGAGUCAUCCACUUACUAAAUGAUUAUGACAGACCUUUAUGUGUGAGCCAAAUGGAGUUAAAGUAA